AUGGCUGUCGGAACGAUCGGGUUGGCGUACUGGACGAGCGACCUGGGCACGGGGAUAUUUCACUGGAGCGUGGAUAACUACGGGAGUAAGGCGACACCGUUGCUCGGUGGGGUGAUUGAUGCGUUUCAAGGGCACCACAAAUACCCGUGGACGAUCACGAAGCGGCAGUGGGCGAAUAAUGUGCACACCACGUGCGUGGCGCCGCUCGUGUUCACCACGCCGACGCUGUUGCUCAACGAUCGGGCGACGGAUUUGAUAUUCGUCGGCGUUUUCACGUCUUUGAUCGUACUUAGUCAACAGUUCCACGCCUGGAGUCACAUGAAAAAGAGCGAGUUGCCGCCGCUGGUGCUCAAGGCGCAAGAUAUGGGGCUUUUGGUCGGACGUCGCGACCAUGGGCAGCACCACAAGUCGCCGUUUGAGGGUCACUAUUGCAUAGUCAGUGGGUACUGGAAUCCGAUUCUGGACGGCAGCGGGUUUUUUCGCGCGCUCGAACAAGCCGUGUUCAAGGCCACGGGCACGGCUCCGCGCUGCUGGUCGGAUGACGUCGAGUUCAUCGUGCAGGAAAGCGCCCCCGAAGGCUGGGGGCGAGGCGUGCUCAAGUGA
Messenger RNA from Ostreococcus lucimarinus CCE9901, 603 nucleotides. RefSeq lists its product with no specific name. The record is from RefSeq and is a predicted model, not a curated record. Lineage: Eukaryota; Viridiplantae; Chlorophyta; Mamiellophyceae; Mamiellales; Bathycoccaceae. Bases 1 to 603 code for a protein of 200 amino acids. The transcript has a single exon.